This is a messenger RNA of Leishmania mexicana MHOM/GT/2001/U1103, 2013 nucleotides long. RefSeq lists its product as hypothetical. The record is from RefSeq and is a predicted model, not a curated record. The coding region runs from base 1 to 2013 and encodes 670 amino acids. NCBI's taxonomy places the organism in Eukaryota, Euglenozoa, Kinetoplastea, Trypanosomatida, Trypanosomatidae. The transcript has a single exon.
AUGGAGCAGACACGCGGCCCCAUCGUGGCCGGCGUUGCCGAGAGCAACGGCACCGCCACGCGUAGGGGGUCACCAAUACCGUCGGUGGACUGCUCUCGGCUCGAGCGCAACCUCACGAAAGCGCUGCAGCUCGCCGACGCCAUCGCUACCACUCCCUCUACACACUUUUCGACGCCAGUCGGCAGCCCAGGUGAUGGCGUAGAUGGGCUUACUCUGCUCACGUCCCCGAGCAACUCGCCAACAAUCGCUCCGGCACAUCCGCUGUCGCCUCCCACUGCAUGCGAUGAAACAGCAUCGGGAGUGCGCAGCGAGGUCAUUGGCAGUCCGAACGACGGGUCCGCGGCGGCGGUGCAGCAGCGCCUGCUGCGCGCGAAGGACAACGAAAUAGCUCACCUGCGCCGCACCGUCCACGAGCUCAGCAGCCAACUCCACAACGCGCUCACCGCACUUGAUCAGCGCGAAGACACGUCGGCUGAGCUACACGAGCUGAAGAGUACGUACGAGGCGGAGGAGGAGCGGCGCGAGAACGAGAUGCGACACGCCCGCCUGGAAAUGCUAGAAAGCCGGGUCAAAUACCGCACCCGGGAGGAGAAGCUGGCGGAGACCUACGCUGUCGACGUGCACGCGAAGGCGAUGGAGAUGCUUCAGCCACACACACAGAAGGUGCACGACAAGAACUUUGAGCUUAUGAAAGAAAAGAUCAUGCUAGCGCAAGAAGUCACAACGAUGCGCGCCAAGUACAAGGAUUUGCAGGAGAAGUACGCGCUUCUGAAGCGUAAGACCGACCUCGACGGCAGCGCCACCCGCGAGAUGCUCCAACGCAGUCUCUUGCAGAAGAAUGAGAUCGCCUCACUUCGGCUCCAGGUGAAAACCACCGAGGACAACCUCAACGCUGUUGUCGCCGAAUAUGAUAAAAAGCUCUACGCGGAGAACGAGAUCCACGAGGAGGCGAUUCGGUUACUGGCGCAUGAGCGCGAUGCAGCGCGGCGAGACGCGUUGCAGCUUCAGCGCGAACUGGUGCAUCUGCGCAGCGCCGCUGGGAACGUUCUAGCUCAGCGCUCUGAGCUUGAGUCGUUCUUUUAUGCGGCUUUGGAAGAGGUGCGUCAAGGCGUCGUCGAGGAGCGUCGACAGCUGCUGCUGGAGAAUACGACGAAGGGGGGUGUCAUCAACUCAAAGCAGGUGUCGCCGUCGCACACCAUCUCUUCGUUGUUGCGACUGGGGGCCCCUGAGCGACUCAUGCUGACGGAUAGCGCGAGCCCUGCACUGCUGAGGUCAUCGUCUCCAGCGGGGUGGGCUGUAGAUCGCAAGGGCUUUCCAAAACGGAUCGUUGCCGCCGCCUCAACCAACUUGCGGUCGCGAGCAGGAGUCGCAGCUGCGUCGUCGACAAUCUCAGCAAGUCGCUCGGCGCCCCUAGGCGAUGCGGCGCUGUUAAAGCUGCAAGCCUCUCCUUCCGUGGAGAAAGCCAUGGUCGACGGCGCUCUCGUCACACUGCCGGAUGCGUCUCCGUCCUAUCUGCGCAGUAGCGGGCAUGGGGUGCCCCCUCUCUUGGCGAGAGCAACCGAUCGCUGCGCGGUGGUAGCUGCAUCGGCUGCCCAAAGCGGGUGGCGCAGCACCUCCUGUGAAGACGGCGCCCCGUUUCGACUUGGCCCUCCGACGGUGGAAGAUGACUAUGGUGCUCCCUGUCCGGCUCCAGUAGGGCAGCACGGUGCUCUAGACACGGCCGAGGCGGGCGACUUCUCUCCCCUGCGAAGCCUGCCCAGCGCCCCGACCUGGCAAGACGUCAAGAGGGUCGACGUGAGUGAGCUGCGCUGGGUGGACAAGGAGCGCGUUAUUCAGCUACUUUUUAAACGUAUCCGACAAGAUGGACGGCAGCAUGCGCGGAUGUUACAACACGCGAGCCUGAAAAGCGACCCAUUAGGUUCGAAGAUUGACGCUGUCGCACCCGUAGAAGUGUUGCCUUCCGAUGCAACAGAAUUAGGUCGCGACUCGCUCACGUUUCUGACGCAGCAGUAG